Brassica rapa (field mustard) is the source of this 3871-nucleotide messenger RNA. Its product is annotated as WAT1-related protein At2g37460. Gene Ontology annotation, cellular component: membrane. The record is from RefSeq and is a predicted model, not a curated record. Gene Ontology annotation, molecular function: transmembrane transporter activity. NCBI's taxonomy places the organism in Eukaryota, Viridiplantae, Streptophyta, Magnoliopsida, Brassicales, Brassicaceae.
ACCAAUGUUUUUUUCCAGACACACUCCAAAGUAACGUUUCCACCAAUCACCAAGUACUUCAGUUAGAUCUGUUCUCCACAUCUCACGCAUCUUCGUCUAGCAUCUCUCCUACUCAAUUUUGAAACAAAAUCAUUUUCAAUGCCACUUUUUUCAUUUUAAAAUAGAAAAAUAUUUAUUCUAAAAACGAAGUAUGAUAUUAGUCAUUAAAGUUUUUAAUGAACACCUUAUCUUUUUACUCGUUGGGUUAGAGUAAAACAUAAUUCCAUGUCAAACGGAUCCUCUUAGACCAUCUCCAAUGCUACACUAUAAUUUUCUCUAUAUUUCACUCUAAAAUAGAGUAACUCUAUUAUAGAGUUGAAUUUGCUUCAAUGGUUCACUCUAUAAUAGAGUUACUCUAUUUUAGUGUAAAUUAUAGAGGAAAAAAUAGAGUUCCCUUGGAGAUGUUCUUCCAUAAACAAAAUUAAACGCAAAGAAAAUGAUUCCACCAGAAACCGUGGCAAAAUGGGAACACUACAAAGAACAUAAAAUUUGGCAAUUAUUCGCACUCACGUCAAAACAUAUUCGAUGAACAAAAAUAUGAGAAAAUAACUUUAUAAGCAAGAAUAUAAAAUGGAACCAAUAAUCACUCUACUGAACAGUUUCGGUAAAUCGUGACUCAUUUAUCAUAUAGUUUAUAUUUUAUGUUGGAAAGAACUUAGAUGCAUCAACAGCUCUCAUGGAGUUAGUCUACCAAAGAUUUAUAUAAACUAUAUAAUGAGCUAUAAUAAAAAGCUAGGGGUAUUAUUUUCUUGUAACAAUAUUAUCACCUAAUUAUUUAAAAAAUAAACUCGUGAAAACUUAACUGAAACUCCGCCAAAAAUUCAAUACUAAAUUUAUGGAUUAGAGGCCUAAUUCAUGUUAUAAAAUUGUUUAUAGAAUCAUCAAAACUAUGCCCUACGCAAAAUGAUGGCUUCAGUCUUGGAGAUCUUCGAUUUAGUACAGAGAUCAUAUACGUGAAUUCAACCAUAAAGUAACCAAUUAAAAUUUAUUAACCUUUAAUAUACUAAAUAAAUAAUCUUCAAAAAAAAAAAAAAAUACUAAAUAAAUAAAGAUAGUAAAAGUGAUUAAAGUAUUAUUGUUAAUUGCAUUUAUGUCAACAAUGGUUCUAUGUUGAUAAAAUUAACAAUGCAUUUUUAUGCGCAAAUACAUUAUAAAAUAUGAUUUAACAUACGUACUGACAUGAUAUAGUUACGAACUAGUUGUUUACUUCCAUAGAUGUACGUACGUAGUUAGACUUAGGAAAAAUGAAUAGAACGAGGGAGUAUUAAUACAACAUGCGUUCGAGUUCGAUCAAACAUAGGAAUCCACAGUAAGAAAACUAUUUAGUUUAUUUAGUUAGGUAAUGUGAAUCAAAUACAUAUUCUCAUAUUUUUAUAUCUUUGGUGCAUCCUUUUUUUGGUUCUAGGCUUCUAGCUAGUUGAUGAGGUAGAGACAGUACCCAUAAUUUUCAGAGUAAGGUAUGACAACUUGCCUCUAAAUAUAUAACAAACAAACAAAAUAACAACACUAUACACAUAUUUUAUAUUAUAUAUUUACACUAACAUAAGGUAUUAAGGUGAGAAGCUAAAGUAUGAAAGAGGUGGGGGCCGGGGGGUGGUGCAUCUGCAUCCAUAAUUGUUUUCUUUCUUGUGAAAUUGACAUAUUUUGUCACGUAUAUUUUAGGUGAAUACAUAAUAAUUUAUAACUUGCACUCAUAGAAUUUAGAUAAAGUCCAAAAGCAGAUGUAAAACAAAUUAAAUCCAUUUUAAGAAGAACAAAAAUAAUUUGAGACGUUUUAAAAAAUAAUAUAAUUAAAAAAUUUAAAGCCUAAUUAUGUUUUUAAAAAUUAACCAAAAUUCCGAACUACAAAAAUCGCCCAUUUAAGAAAACAAAAUAAUAUAAGCUCUAAAAUUACUUAAUUAUGUUUUGAAAUUUUCUAAAGGAAAAAAUUAUAACAACUAAUUUAUCAUCAGAUUAUGAAAAUGACAAUGCAACAACUUUUUUUAUUUUUAAAAAUAUUUUUGUAUUUCUAAAAAAGAAAUUCUUACAGUUAAACACCAUAUGCAAUCAAACUAGAAAUUUUUUAAGUAAUUAUUAAUUUUUAUUUUUAAAUACUUGAAAAUGUACAAAUAGAACAGUGAUAAAUUAUUAAACAAUAAGUAAACAUAAAAAUUAUGGUGUUAUUUUAAAAUUUCAUUAAAAUAAUUAAUAUUUUUUCAUUUAUUGUAAUACUUUAAUUUAGUAUACUAUAUAAUAUUUACUAAUUUAAUAUAAUGCAUCCGUUAAAACAUUUGUUUGGUUUUCUUUAUUUUGAAAACAUUUGUUUGGUUUUGCUCGUAUAGGUUUUGGUAGAGUGAAGAAUGUUUCACACUACAUCCUUUAUCUUUGAUUGGCUCUAUAUAAGGAGCGAUAACCAACCAAAGACAAGCCAUAACACAUGAUUUAAUUGAAACAAACCUUCUCAUAUCUCUGUUACGACUACUUCUAAAUAUAAUAUUCAAAAGAGCGAAAGAGAAAGACUGUUGAUCUAAAGUUAUUAUCUAAGAUGGAGGAAGUAAGGAAGAUGGGUUGUAUGGAGAAGGUAAGGCCAUUCAUUUUAGUUGUAUUGUUGCAAGUAGGGCUAGCAGGAAUGGACAUUCUCUCAAAAGCUGUCCUAAACAAAGGCAUGAGCAACUAUGUCCUUGUUGUUUACCGUCACGCCGUUGCUACCCUGGUUAUGGCCCCGUUCGCCCUCUAUUUCGACAAGAAGGUGAGACCAAAGAUGACUUUCAUGAUAUUCUUCAGGAUCACACUUCUUGGUUUACUUGAGCCAGUGAUUGAUCAAAACUUAUACUAUCUUGGAAUGAAGUAUACAACGGCUACAUUUGCAACCGCCAUGUACAAUGUCUUACCUGCGAUCACUUUCGUCCUUGCUUAUAUAUUCGGGCUAGAAAGAGUGAAACUACGGUGCAUCAGGAGCGCUGGUAAGGUGAUUGGGACAUUGGCUACAGUUGGAGGAGCCAUGAUAAUGACUCUAGUAAAAGGUCCAGUUCUUGAUCUCUUCUGGACCAAAGGAGCCUCUGCACCGAACACAGUUGGGACCGAUAUUCAUAGUGCUAUCAAAGGUGCAGUUUUGGUCACAAUUGGUUGUUUCAGCUAUGCAUGUUUCAUGAUUCUCCAAGCUUUCACGUUGAGAACUUACCCAGCUGAACUCUCACUCACUGCAUGGAUAUGCCUAAUGGGAACAAUAGAAGGAGCUGUCGUGGCGUUAGUGAUUGAGAAAGGAAACCCUGGUGCAUGGGCCAUUGGUUGGGACACUAAACUUAUUACCGCCACCUAUAGUGGUAUAGUGUGCUCUGGGAUUGGUUAUUAUGUUGGAGGAAUAGUGAUGAAAACCAAAGGUCCUGUGUUUGUAACAGCUUUUAGUCCUCUAGGCAUGAUCAUAGUAGCGAUUAUGUCGACCAUCAUCUUUGCUGAGCAGAUGUACCUGGGAAGGGUUCUUGGUGCAGUUGUUAUAUGUGCUGGGCUCUACCUUGUGAUAUGGGGCAAAAGCAAAGAUUAUAAGUAUCCUUCCACACCGCAAAUAGAUGGUGAAUCAGCACAACCCAGUGUGCAGCUAUGUAGAAACGGAAAGGAUGGUGUAGAAACACUCUAACUAUACAAUAUGAAACACAAAUCUUUUGCAUUGAGGAGUCGGAGCGUAUACCAAUUUCAUAUGUUGUCCACUAUGUUUCAGAACAAUUAUAGGAUAUAAUUUGCUAACUACCAUGAAAGGAAAAUAAUUGUCUGGGGAUGCGAGAAAAAUAUGAUGUAACAUUUGGAUUUAUGGAAUAUGAAUAUGAUUAUUAGUUAUUACACUGUAUUGCUAAAUCAA